ACAAAUGGCACUUUUCACAGUUGAUCGGUUGGCGAGCGCGUGUAACACAAUUGUCCUGCGGUCGCGCGGGUGGUGAGAUUUAUAACGUUGGUCGGGCAGAACGGUUGCCCGUUCAGUGAUUAGCUGAAUAGCGCGUCGGAAAAUCGUCGUCAUCGACGGCGGCGAGCUGCGUCGAAUAGGCGAACAUCGAUGGGAAGAUAUCUGUUAGUGAAGUGACCGCAACGAGACGAUUGACAACGAACCUGAACUUAGUGCUGUGUGGCGAAGGAAGGAAACUCCUGAACAAACUGUUGAGUGUAGAAAGUGAAACGGGAGUGGCUUAUUUGGCGUGUUUUGGGAAAGUAAUGCGUAGUGAAUUCGAAAAUUGCAACUACUCAAACCAUAUUCCCCAACAAAUCUGGACGUUUAGAUCUUAGUUUCAACCCGAUAGUCACCGGUUGGGAUGUUGUCUGCUUUCUAAAAUCACCGCAACUGGUGCAUCGGGAGUCAAAUUUAUCGCUCACCUAUAGAGAGCGCAAUCGGUGACGACCAUUAUUCUGAGGGGGCAUCGUCGUCAUCGAUCUCCGGCACAAUGAAACUUGAUCGUUUCGUGAUAACUCGCAUCAGCAACAGCAUUCUGGGACGAUCGAGCAGCAACAAAAUUAGCAACAGCAGCAGCAACAACAACAAUGCCAGCAAGAAUGGGAAAAGUCGCGAGCCGACGGCAACUUUCACCAUCCACGAGAACGGAGGAAGCAACGCGCUGGGUGGUGACUCAACCACGGUGGACUUCAGCGGUCAUACAGUUUCCUCAGUUGCUUCCGACGGCAGUGAGCGGCGCAGUAGCUUGUAUCAUCUGACGAGAGAACCUCUACCACGGUUGGAGUACUAUCGAACGUCUAAAAGAGGAUUAAAACGGCCGUCUAUUGGUGAACUGCAUGGAGAUAAGGAUAGGAAACCGGACGCCAACCAGGAAGACGACAACCCGGAAACGCACGGCCAUGGCAUCAAGCUAGGAUGGAUCGAGGGCGUGCUGAUCCCGUGUCUGCUCAACAUAUGGGGUGUGAUGCUGUUCUUGCGUCUCAGUUGGGUAGUAUCACAGGCCGGAAUUAUCCAUUCGUUGAUCAUCAUCGCCAUUUCGUACCUGGUGUGUGUGAUAACUGCGCUGUCCCUGUCCGCAAUCUGCACCAAUGGUCAGGUGAAGGGCGGCGGGAUAUACUACUUGAUAUCGCGAUCGCUGGGACCGGAGUUUGGAGCAUCCGUUGGGAUAGUGUUUGCCUUUGCCAACUCGGUCCAAGCGUCGCUGAACACGAUCGGUUUCUGCAGCUCGUUGAAUGAUCUGCUAAAAUCAUUCGGAACAAAGAUCGUGGACGGCGGAGUUAACGAUGUGCGGAUCGUCGGCACCAUAGCGAUCAUCGUUAUGGUGAUCAUCUGCGCAGUCGGAAUGGAGUGGGAAGCAAAGGCUCAGAACUUUUUGAUCGUGACCAUCCUCAUUGCGAUUUUCAACUUCUUGAUCGGAGUCAUCGUGGGACCAACGGAUAACGAUCAACUUGCUAAGGGAUUUGUCGGAUUCUCCUCCGAGGUGUUUCAAGAAAACCUCAAGCCAGAUUACCGGUUCAGCGAGAAUACGGAGCAGACUUUCUUCACCGUUUUCGCCAUCUUCUUCCCCAGUGUCACUGGUGUACAGGCUGGAGCGAACAUUUGUGGAGAUCUGAAAGAUCCGGCCACGGCUAUUCCCAAAGGGACAUUGCUGGCGUUGGUCAUUUCAGCAAUUUCUUAUAUUACGUUCGUGUUUUUUGCUGGAGGAGCCGCGCUGCGUGAUGCCUCCGGAAACUUGACAGAUCUUGUUAACGGAACGUUUGUAGCGUGCGCAAAUGGAAGUUGCGACUACGGUAUCCACAAUGACUACACAUCUAUGCAGUUGAUGUCCCUUUCCAGUGCCAUCAUCUAUGCAGGUUGCUUCGCAGCCACAUUAAGUACUGCGUUGACCAACCUGCUGUCCGUGCCAAAGAUCAUCCAAGCUUUGGGCAUCGACCGUAUCUAUCCCGGGCUGAUCUUCUUCUCCAAGGGUUAUGGUAAACAUGGAGAACCAUACCGAGGAUACGUACUUGUCUUUAUUGUAUCUGUAUUGUUCGUCCUCAUCGCGGAUAUCAACGCCAUAGCUCCGUUGAUCUCGAACUUCUACCUGGCAUCGUACGCCCUCAUCAACUUCUGCACGUUCCAUGCGGCGACUGUGAAGGCCCUUGGAUGGCGACCAACCUUCCGAUUCUAUCACCCUUGGCUGAGUCUCAUCGGAUCUAUACUCUGUAUAGUUAUCAUGUUCCAGCUAGACUACACCUUUACCAUAGUCACUAUCGUCAUCAUCUUCGUUCUCUACCUGGUAGUCGUCUAUCGUAGACCGGACGUUAACUGGGGUUCAAGUACGCAGCAGCAAACGUACAAGAAUGCCCUUUCGGCAACGCAAAAACUACAGAACAUUGGAGACCACGUCAAAAACUACCAUCCUUCAGUUCUGGUCCUCGCGGGAAAUCCCAUGAAUCGACCGCCGCUUAUCGAUUUGGCCAACCUUAUCACCAAGAACCACUCACUGAUGAUCGUCGGAGACAUCAUCAACGAACGGCUGUCCCAUCGGAAGCGAACGGAGCUACAUUCGGAAUGCAGGAAAUUUCUGGAAAUCCGUAAAAUUCGUGGAUUCUACCAACCGAUCGAUAGCUUAUCGUUUGAGGAAGGAGUUCAUGCGCUGAUUCAAACGUCGGGAGUUGGCAAGCUCUCGCCCAAUAUUGUCCUCAUGGGGUACAAGUCCGAUUGGAUGACCUGUCCCGUAAAAGAUCUUCUGACCUACUACAACGUGUUGCACGAUUCUUUCGACUGUCGUAUGUCCCUCGCGAUCCUGCGUCUACCCAACGGUUUGGACUUUUCCGACUUGACCACCGAGAUCGUGACCCGAACGGUUCCGAUGCCAAAUGUUCUCGGCAGCAGUAACAAUGCCAUAUCGACGAUCUCCUCCGAUGGAAUGCGUACGCCGCGGAAUCUGAUGCAUGUCGACUCCAACCUCAACUUGGACAGCUUGGGAGGCAGUGCCAACCAGCUGUCGGCAACUCCUCAGAUGGUGUCAACGCCCACCGGUGAAACCUCGGACAUUGCCGAUGACAUCAUCUACUCGACGCGUGGUGGAUCGUGCGUCCCGAAGGAAAUUCUCGAUCGAAUCGGUGUAUUCCAACGAAAGCAACCGAAGGGUACGAUCGACGUAUGGUGGCUGUACGACGAUGGUGGCCUAACCAUGCUGAUUCCCUACAUUAUCUCCAUGCGUUCCAAGUGGUCCCGCUGUAAGAUUAGGGUGUUUGCGCUUACCAAUCGCCAGCUUGAACUGGAAGUCGAAGAACGAAACAUGGCCAACCUCCUCAUGAAACUCCGAAUCGAUUACUCCUCGCUGACGAUGCUUCAGGGGGUAACGGACGCUCCCCGCCAGGAAACCAUCGACAUGCACCAGAAACUGUUGCAGCACUUCACCGACAACGAUGGAACGCAGAUUCCCAUCAGCGAUCACGAACGGAUGGCACUGCAGGAUAAAACCCGUCGACAACUGCGGUUGCGCGAAAUGCUGCUGGAACACUCGAACGACGCCAAUCUGAUAGUGAUGUCGAUGCCUAUGCCGAGAUUGGGUACCGUAUCGGCACCGCUAUACAUGUCCUGGCUGGAGAUGCUAACGAAGGGAAUGCCUCCGUUUUUGUUGGUACGAGGAAAUCAAACGUCGGUGCUAACAUUCUAUUCGUAGAUCGUAGAACGGUACAAACCAGCAAUUUACCUUACCAGUAUUAUGCCAGCGUAGAAUUGUAGAAAAUGGAUAGAAAACUAGUGAUACGCGAAAGAUUUCAAUAAGUUAUUAUCAUGCCAUGUUCAUGCCA
Aedes albopictus (Asian tiger mosquito) is the source of this 3884-nucleotide messenger RNA. RefSeq names its product bumetanide-sensitive sodium-(potassium)-chloride cotransporter (gene NKCC). Gene Ontology annotation, biological process: potassium ion homeostasis; sodium ion transmembrane transport; chloride ion homeostasis. NCBI's taxonomy places the organism in Eukaryota, Metazoa, Arthropoda, Insecta, Diptera, Culicidae. Gene Ontology annotation, cellular component: membrane. The record is from RefSeq and is a predicted model, not a curated record. The coding region runs from base 572 to 3754 and encodes 1060 amino acids. The transcript is spliced from 10 exons. Gene Ontology annotation, molecular function: sodium:potassium:chloride symporter activity.